This is a messenger RNA of Closterium sp. NIES-67, 304 nucleotides long. The record is from the annotation of a GenBank genome assembly. NCBI's taxonomy places the organism in Eukaryota, Viridiplantae, Streptophyta, Zygnematophyceae, Desmidiales, Closteriaceae.
CUGUGUCAGAGUGAUGGCCCGCCAGGACAAACCACGCCAGGGGCCGCAGGACGAACACCCUCCUCAACGCCAGCACCCCAAGGGGCCAAGAGCGGCAGCGGCGGCAGCGACGGCGGCAGCGGCGGCGGCGGCGGCGGCGGCGGCGGCGGCGGCGGCGGCGGCGGCGGCUGCGACAGCGGAGGCGAAGACACCGGGGAAGGGGGACGCGGCAAGGACGGGCUGGGGGGAAAACCAGAGUCAGCAGACUCCUCAACAGGGACAAUUGACGGGAAGAAAGUAACAUGGGAAACACCAGACGGGGCAG